AUGUCUGGCCACAUCCCCUCCGCCCGCGUGUACAUGUCUGGCAGCAUCCCCUCCGCCGCCGCAUCCCCUCCGCCCGCGUGUACAUGUCCGGCCACAUCCCCUCCGCCUGCGUGUACAUGUCCGGCCACAUCCCCCUCCGCCCGCUGUACAUGUCAGGCCGCAUCCCCUCCGCCUGCGUGUACAUGUCCGGCCGCAUCCCCUCCGCCCGCGUGUACGUGUCCGGCCGCAUCCCCUCCGCCUGCGUGUACAUGUCCGGCCGCAUCCCCUCCGCCCGCGUGUACAUGUCCGGCCGCAUCCCCUCCGCCCGCGUGUACAUGUCCGGCCACAUCCCCUCCGCCUGCGUGUACAUGUCCGGCCACAUCCCCUCCGCCCGCGUGUACGUGUCAGGCCGCAUCCCCUCCGCCUGCGUGUACAUGUCCGGCCGCAUCCCCUCCGCCCGCGUGUACGUGUCCGGCCGCAUCCCCUCCGCUGCGUGUACAUGGUUCCGGCCGCAUCCCCCUCCCUCGCCCGCGUGUACGUGUCCGGCCGCAUCCCCUCCGCCUGCGUGUACAUGUCCGGCCACAUCCCCUCCGCCCGCGUGUACAUGUCCGCCGGCAUCCCCUCCGCCUGCGUGUACAUUCCGUCCGCAUCCCCUCCGCCGCGUGUUAUAUGUCGGGCCGCAUCCCCUCCCGCCCGCGUGUAUAUGUCCGGACCGCAUCCCCUCCGCCCGCGUGUACAUGUCCGGCCGCAUCCUCUCCGCCCGCGUGUAUAUGUCGGGCCGCAUCCCCUCCGCCCACGUGUACAUGUCCGGCCGCAUCCCCUCCCCCCGCGUGUACAUGUCCGGCCGCAUCCCCUCCGCCGCCGCAUCCCCUCCGCCCGCGUGUACAUGAAUGGCCACAUCCCCUCCGCCUGCGUGUACAUGUCCGGCCACAUCCCCUCCGCCUGCGUGUACAUGUCCGGCCGCAUCCCCUCCGCCCGCAUGUAUAUGUCCUGGCCAGCAAUCCCCUCCGCCUGCGUGUACAUGUCGGUCCAGCAUGCCCCUCCGCCCGCGUGUACAUGUCCGGCCGCAUCCCCUCCGCCUGCGUGUACAUGUCCGGCCGCAUCCCCUCCGCCCGCGUGUAUAUGUCGGGCCGCAUCCCCUCCGCCUGCAUGUACAUGUCCGGCCGCAUCCCUACGCAUCCCUUCUGCCCGCGUGUACAUGUCCGGCCACAUCCCUACGCAUCCCUUCUGCCCGCGUGUACAUGUCCGGCCGCACCCCCUCCGCCCACAUGUACAUGUACAGCCACAUCCCCUCGGCCCGCGUGUACAUGUUCGGCCGCAUCCCCUCCGCUCACGCGCGGAUGUCCGGACAGGUGUUGGCCAUCUUCCUGCUAUAACUCGUUUCCUCACGAAAGUUCCUAA
This is a messenger RNA of Macrobrachium nipponense, 1380 nucleotides long. RefSeq lists its product as uncharacterized. The transcript has a single exon. The record is from RefSeq and is a predicted model, not a curated record. Lineage: Eukaryota; Metazoa; Arthropoda; Malacostraca; Decapoda; Palaemonidae. The coding region runs from base 1 to 1380 and encodes 459 amino acids.